Molecule: messenger RNA, 1922 nt
Organism: Capsicum annuum
Lineage: Eukaryota; Viridiplantae; Streptophyta; Magnoliopsida; Solanales; Solanaceae
Product: bidirectional sugar transporter SWEET2
Exons: 2
Coding region: 1476-1775 (99 amino acids)
Source: RefSeq, a predicted model, not a curated record
CCAAGUGAUUAAGUACAGAGUUCGAUAUUAGUUAACGAAGAAGCUAUUUCUUAUUAUACUUUUCUUUGGCUAUCCACUUUAACAUCGCUUCUAUUGCAAAUUUGAUAUGGCAAUGUAAUGGUUGACAAUGCAAAAUGAGUAGGGACUAUUCAUGAUUGAACUCAGAAGAACUCAUGGCAUGAGGUUUGUCUAGUGCGAUUUGCCUCUCCACUAUAUUAUACUUGAGUGGAGUUUAUGCCAAGGGUAUAAUAGUGGCGCUUUGUGGUAGAAUUCCUUGAAUUUCAAUAUGUAGGCAUAAAACGGAUUAUAUAAACUUAAACAAUCUUAUACAUAAACAAUCCUAUCCAUAAUCCUUUGUAUUAUUCAGGAACGUUGAACUUAAUAAUUUUCACAUACACAUAAUAAUAGUAAUUCAAUAAAGAAUUACUUAGAAUUGUUUCUCUCUCUUUACCUUACUUUCACAAUAAUUGUGAUGGAGCUUAUUAUUUUUUGGCAGAGAGAGGACCCAUAGUCAGUUCUGUUUUCACGUUCCAUCAACGUGAUUGGUGGAUACAAUCAUUAUACUACUAGGAGUCAGUAAUUAUCCUAGGUAACUUUCCAUAUGGAUUGAGGAUUUAACUUAUUCAAUUAUUAUUAAACCAAUAAAUAAAUUAAUUAUGUGGGGCAUAGAAAUUUACACAAAAGAAAAAACAGGAAGAUAAUAUUUUUUUGAGGAAGAAGAAGAAGGGAAGUAAGCUUUUAGAGUACAGAAUUUUGAUUACUGAGCCCGGAGGUGUAUAAGACAUAAACUUAAUAGUAGUAAUACCUUAGACUAUAGGCAGAUCGAAAAAUUAAAUUAAACGAGUUCAGCUCUUAAGAUUCUUAAUGCUCAAGUCGCUGUAACAUUAAAAUUAUGGAUUCAAAUUUAAUAUUAUUGAGAUUUGAGAAGGUUUUACAUAGACCGAAAUGGUGCCAAACUUGCUGGUUUAAAGCAAUUUUAGAAGCUCAAUUUCUAGAUUGAACUCUUGAUGAAUUGUUUUUCAUGUUAAAGUCGCUUUUUGUUCAAUCUCAUCGGAUUCAUAUUUUUUGCCGCACUAUAAAAUGAAAUAAGUUGUAUAGGGAAAAUGAGAUUGCAACGCGUUUUCCCCCCUAAAUUUAGGUUUGCAAACUUAUUGUUGAGGCUUUAUCGCGACUCAAGAGAAAAAUUUAACCAUCUUAGCUUCUUGUUGCAGGGAAAUUUUUGCUUUUGGAUUGUUUCCGUCUCCAAUGUGUCUUAAGCUUUUCAUACUUCCAUUCUUGAACUGCUUGAUCUGUGGCCUGGUAGGCUGUUUUCAACUUGCCUUGCCUGCGUUGUACAUUUUGUAAUGUAUGCAUACAGAGGAAGAGAAAAGGGUUAAUAAUAAUCUUCUGUUGUAGUAAUAUUUAAAGCAGUUGUGCACUUGUUCAUAGCGUAACCUUUUAAUCUGCGUGCCCAUAAAUAUUGCUCGUAGUUCAGGAUGCUCGGAUGGAUACUCACAGUCUUUGGCCUAUUUGCAGUUAUCGUACUUGUGAGCUUGCUUAUACUUAAUCUUUGUGCUUCCCUCACAUCAAUGUUUGCCUCCCCGGCCAGUACUGUUUGUCAUUGCAUGUCUGACCGACCAGGAGUGUACUCGAAUCCUUACCUUAUAUUCUCUCGCCUGACUCACAAAGCGUUUCUACUUGAAUUUCGGGUACCAAAGGGCAUAGGAACAGUUUUAGGAGCUGUACAAUUGCAAUUAUAUGCAUCUUACUUGAAUUCCUCUAAGAGACUCUACUGAAGGCUUUAAUUUAUAGUGUCUUAUUCAUGACGUAAAAUUAAAGAAAGUAGUAUCUUAUGCGCGAAAAAACACCUAGGAGAAAAGGUGAAUGCUCUACAUCUUUAGCAUUUGAUUCAUCAAGAAGAAUCUUAGUACUAAUGGUCUUUA